Molecule: messenger RNA, 1900 nt
Organism: Xylaria bambusicola
Lineage: Eukaryota; Fungi; Ascomycota; Sordariomycetes; Xylariales; Xylariaceae
Product: aspartic-type endopeptidase
Exons: 2
Coding region: 224-1672 (482 amino acids)
Biological process (GO): proteolysis
Molecular function (GO): aspartic-type endopeptidase activity
Source: RefSeq, a predicted model, not a curated record
UAGGAGGGACGUUCAAGUUUGAAAUAAUUCACACUUCCUCGCACUUUUUGCAAAUUCGAGAGCAAUUUCUAGCCGGCUAUAGGAAUACAAACGUCAAUUUUAGGAGGUCUUAACAUCACUACAGCCUAGCUGGUACAACAAGAGAAGACAAUUCAAAAAGGAGAAGGGGGCUGUUCACGAAAGAACCGGGCCAUUCGGCUUUAGAUUGCAUAUAGCCCUGAACAUGCGGAUUACACAGCUUUGUGCUCUUGGAGCGGCGAGCGCCUACUUUUCAACAAUAGUCAGUGCACGCAAUGUGCCGAGUAAUAUCGGGCUGCCAUUGUUGCCGCCACAGAGUAAGGUCGUCAGUCUGUCGACGGAAAGGCGAAGCAUUUCGAACCCGUUGCUACGUGAUCAGUUACGGCGGAGAGCUAAUACCGCCGAGGCAGCUUUGGAUAAUGAGGAAACACUCUAUUUUGUAAAUGCCACGAUAGGUACCCCAGCACAAUCGGUGCGCUUACAUAUCGACACCGGCAGCAGUGACUUGUGGGUGAAUACGCCCCAGUCAUCUCUUUGCACGCAGAGGUCAGAUCCAUGUGCCUUUGCCGGUUCGUAUGUAGCGAACGAAUCGUCUACCUACGAAUACGUAGGGGAUUGGUUCAACAUCUCCUACGUCGACGGAUCAGGGGCUAGUGGCGACUACGUAUCCGACACGAUCAGGAUAGGGAGCUCGACUCUCGACCGGCUGCAAUUUGGCAUCGGCUACGUCAGCUCGUCCUCGCAGGGCAUUCUAGGCAUUGGGUACCCGUCCAACGAAGUGCAGGUGGGGAGGGCCGGUAGAGACCCGUAUGACAACCUGCCCGCGGCCUUGGUAUCCGCGGGCCAGAUAUCGAGAAACGCCUACAGCCUCUGGUUGAAUGAUCUCGAUGCUAGCCGCGGCAGCAUUCUGUUUGGUGGCAUCGACACGGAGCAGUACAUGGGCUCUCUGCACACGCUUCCAAUCCAGGCAAAUGGAGGCGUCUAUUCCGAGUUUCUGAUCACGCUGACGGCCCUUAAGCUCGGAGGGGAGACUAUCGCCGAGAACCAGGCUCUUGCCGUGCUCCUUGAUUCCGGCUCUUCGCUCACGUAUCUCCCAGACGAAUUCGUCGAGACCAUCUACGAACGCGUCAACGCGCAGUACGACGAGGGAGCCGGCGCCGCCUACGUACCUUGUGCGCUAGAGAACAACGCUUCGACGCUUGACUUCACGUUCUCCUCCCCGACGAUCUCAGUGGAGAUGGGAGAGCUCGUCCUCGACCUCGUGACCUCAAGCGGGCGCCGCCCGAGAUUCACCAACGGCGAGGAAGCUUGUCUUUUCGGCAUUGCGCCUGCGGGCGAGGGCACCAAUGUCCUCGGUGACACGUUUCUGCGCUCGGCCUACGUCGUCUACGACAUCGACAACAAUCAGAUCUCGCUGGCGCAGACCAAGUUCAACGCCACCAACUCUAAUGUCCGCGAGAUCCCCGCUGGCACCGACAUCCCCGGCGCUACUGUCGUCUCCAACUCAGUAGCCGCCACGAGCGGCGUCAUCCGCGGCGGGAGUGGAGGCGGCGCAAGCGUCGACAGUGGUGCCGCUGUCCUCACCGCGUCCUUGUCUACCUACGUGCUUGUUCUGUUAUGUCUAGGAUUUACCACAUUUGCUACCCUUCAUUGAUGAUAUUUAUUUCUUUCGCCGGGAAGCGGUCACCAUUCGACUUUUUUGAGCUUGCAUUACUCCGAACUUGUUGGUCGGUGGCACAUGAGAGACUGGGAGGCGCCUUGAUUUAUUCGUUUUGUUUCUGGGGAUAAGCAUUGCAAGGCGUUACGAGACAAAAGGGAAGGGAACGCCAUUUACUACCAUAUACAACGCGAAUAUACCAUUCUUUCUACUACAGUUGAGGAG